AUGUUACGGCAUGCGGUCUCUGUUCCAAGAUCCAAUGCUGUUGCCGUGUUAGAUGUUGCGAAGGCCUUUGAUUCCGUGAACCAUGACACGCGCUUGCGAGCCGCCGUCGCACACGGAGCGCCGCCUCUACUUCUUAAUCUCCUAUCUUCCUCCUACUCCAGAACUACUACCAAUAUCUUUGACACUGAGGUCCGAUGCCUGCGUGGUGUCCGCCAAGGUGACCCCCUCUCCCCCCUUCUCUUUUCUUGUGCUCUAUCUGAAGCUAUUUCCUAUUCUGAUCGGCAGCUUGGCUUCGAGCUGGAUGGAGUAACAGUGGACUGCAUUGCAUAUGCAGAUGAUCUCGUGCUUUUUGCCGAAUCGCCUCAUCGACUUCAGCAGAGGCUGGAUGGUCUAGCCAAUGGCCUCUCCCUUGCCGGUUUGGUCCUUAACUCGGCCAAGUGCGUUUCCUUCUACUUACAAGCGCUUGGAAAAGAGAAGAGUACAUGCCUCCAACUGUGCAAUGUUUCAAUCGUCCUCUUUACUUGCCAGGACCGAUUGGCCCAGACGCACCGGUUGAGCUGCUAG
Molecule: messenger RNA, 564 nt
Organism: Spirometra erinaceieuropaei
Lineage: Eukaryota; Metazoa; Platyhelminthes; Cestoda; Diphyllobothriidea; Diphyllobothriidae
Source: the annotation of a GenBank genome assembly